This is a messenger RNA of Acaulospora morrowiae, 522 nucleotides long. The record is from the annotation of a GenBank genome assembly. NCBI's taxonomy places the organism in Eukaryota, Fungi, Glomeromycota, Glomeromycetes, Diversisporales, Acaulosporaceae.
AUGUCGUUCAAAACUCGCGCUCGUUCAGAUUCCGGAUAUAGUGAAUCCGUUGAAAUUUACCUUAACUUCCAAUCUUCUCCAGUUGCUUGUGAUACAUCUUUCUCAAAUUAUCUCGGCCUUGAGUCACCAGCCUCUUAUCGAAAAUCGCGAAAAACCAAGUCGAAUGUAAUAAAAGAUUACAUACCAUUCUUCACGUCGUUUCCACUUGAAUAUGUUUUACCGCCUAAAAACGAUUAUUGCAAUAAUAAUUAUGCCGAUACUUUUGAAAGGACCAUGGAAAAUGGUAAAAGGGAACACGAUAAUACACCAAUUCCGAGUAAAUGUUUGAUUUCUAUGAGGAGAAAUAUUCAGAAUCUGCAAGAAACAACAUUUAAAAUGCGUGCUCUACGAGAAAAAAUAAAUCACCAAAAAUCACCGAUUUCCGAUGCUUCAAUGGGAAAUCUAAAGAAACGAUGUGACUCGAUCCGAGCAACAUUAACAACACCUACAUCUUCAAGAAACAAAAAGUGUUUAUCACUUUGA